Molecule: messenger RNA, 339 nt
Organism: Saccostrea echinata
Lineage: Eukaryota; Metazoa; Mollusca; Bivalvia; Ostreida; Ostreidae
Exons: 1
Coding region: 10-312 (100 amino acids)
Source: RefSeq, a predicted model, not a curated record
CCGGACGAGAUGGGAACUCUUCGAGAUCUCCAGUUGGCACUUAGGAAUAAAAUCGAGGAAUUAAACCAGAGAGACAAAUUAAUAGACGAACUGGAAGCAGAGCUUGACGAAAAGGACCAGCUUAUCGAGAAACUUAAAAUGGAACUGGAAAAAUGUAAGGCAGUGUUAAAUUCUGCUGUUGUGAAACCGACACAGGAAAAUGGAACUUUGUAUAAAGAGCGAAACAAACGAUGUGCGAUUUCUGCGGAACCCUCACAGUACGGUGUCAAUGUUCGAACCCCGUUGAAGAGGGUCGACAAACCAGAGUCGUAAGUAAGAACAGCAUGGUUUUUCGCAAGG